UUAGUCCCUAAACCUCGGCCUCGUCACUGGUGCAUACACAUCAGUAUUGUCGACGAGUGAUGAAAGUUGAGUUUUGUCAUCGAGUGAAAAAGUGAAGGUCAGUGAGUGAAAAGUCCAGUUCUUUUUGGUGCGUCCAAAAGAAAGUCCGGAAAAAGUGGAAAAAUGGAGAAUUCCGUGGCUAGUGCGAGUAAUAGUGGCUUUAUUGGCACGAUUGAUAAGUAUGUGCAGGGAAAUGAUGUGAACGUGUACUGUGAAAUGCUGGAAAAUUUGUUUGAAAUGAACUUUGUCACUGAGGACAAAAGAAAAAAAGUGCUCUUUCUUGGUUUCGUUGGAGAAGAGACAUACAAAGUCCUCAAAUCCGCAGUACAUCCAGAUUCAUUAUCCGCGAAGACAUAUGCGCAAAUCAUUGCAGUGUUUAAAGCGAAAUUUGCUCCACGACACAGUGUAAUAGCUGAAAGAUUCAAAUUUUAUGUGCGGGAUCAGAGGCCUAAUGAGUGCAUUACGGAUUACGUCAUUGAGUUGCAAAUGGUGUCGGAAAAAUGUGCGUUUGGAGAUUUCCUGCCGUGGGCUCUGAGAGAUAGACUUGUGAUGGGUCUUAAGGAAAGGGGCAUUCAGGAAAAGCUCAUGUCUUUGGAUGGUAGCUUUGAGGAAUCUCUGAAGGUCGCAACAUCAGCAGAACUCACGAGAACAAAUGUGGAUCUCAUGAAUGCAAAGGUCGAUUCGGUGCAUGGAAAUCAGCUGGGAGGACGCUCAAAAAGGCGCCAAAACUGGAAGAGUGAUAAGCAGGGAGUGCGAGAGAGAAAUCACGAGAGAAACCAGUCCAGGGGAUCACAGAAACAAGGUGAAAUGAGACGCAAAAAAGUACAGUGUUAUCGGUGCCAUCAGUGGGGAGACCACUUUGCAGCAAAUUGUCCACAAAAAAGGCAUCGGACAAGGGUCAAUUGCACUGAACAAUCCAGUGAUACAGAUGAGAGUGAUUCUUACGGUGUCAUAAGUUCGAUGUUCAUCAAUAGUGUGAAAGAGGAAGCUGCUAAUGUCAUGGUCACCAUUCAAAAUAAAGUGCCAAAGGAAGCUGAUGAUGAAUCUCAUGCUGAGAGAGCAUUUGAGAGAGAGCUUCAUCGAGAGGAUGAUCUUGAGAAGCAUGCAAAUCCUGAAGGUGAAUCCGAGAUGGAUGAGGAAAACCUACUGGAGAGUGAGUCUCUGGAGGGGGAAGUGUUGCAGUGCAAUCUCGAGGAGGAAGAGCUCUUGUUGGAGGAAUUAUCAUCAGGCAGCUGCGUAGUAAACAAUGUAAUACAAUAAUACGCCAUCUUCUGUCACGGGAGUGGAACCAAACACACUGAUGCUGAACUUUAAGCCAAGAACAACAUGGACUAUUCUGAACAAAAAGGGGGAGGAGAAGAUUAGGAAUGAUCCGGAGGAGAAGUCUAAGGAGGAAAGGAAGAGUAUUCCCAAGAAGAAGAACAAGGAGCAGAAGCAGCAGCCAAGGAAAUCAAAGAUUCCUUUGGUAGAGAAGCAAGAAGCAUUAUACUUCGACGCUUUGAGCCGCAUUUGGACAAGAGGAAGGGUUCACAAAAGAAUCAGCCCUACAGUCUACAUAGUGGACUUUGGAGGCACUCACAAGAAGUGUCACAGAGAUCAGCUCAAGCCCUUCAUCAGGAAAGUUACCUUCGCUCCAACGUCACAUCUUCCACCUCAAAUAGACCACCCUAGAACACCUCCACCAGCAACACCGCCGCCGAAUACCGAUGGAGAUGAUCCAUUCGUUACACCACCACAAGGGAGUGUUACGGAACCACCGAAGAGGAAACGCAGGGGAGCGGUCUUACCUACAACACCGGUCAUUCGACGCAGUGA
Molecule: messenger RNA, 1854 nt
Organism: Phlebotomus papatasi
Lineage: Eukaryota; Metazoa; Arthropoda; Insecta; Diptera; Psychodidae
Exons: 2
Coding region: 163-1299 (378 amino acids)
Molecular function (GO): nucleic acid binding; zinc ion binding
Source: RefSeq, a predicted model, not a curated record